Messenger RNA from Anopheles marshallii, 2412 nucleotides. RefSeq lists its product as uncharacterized. The transcript has 8 exons. The record is from RefSeq and is a predicted model, not a curated record. Bases 1 to 2412 code for a protein of 803 amino acids. Gene Ontology annotation, molecular function: protein binding. NCBI's taxonomy places the organism in Eukaryota, Metazoa, Arthropoda, Insecta, Diptera, Culicidae.
AUGAUGGACGGGUCGCCACCGAAAACCAGCCGGAAAGUACGUUUCUCCCUGCCCGAACCGGCCGUACCGGCCGUUCCCUCCACAAUCCCCGUCCAGAAGCAACGUAUGGCACACGGAACAAUGCAGUACGUGAAUGGGACGCUCAUCAGUCAGUCGCAGCAGACGCCAUCUUCGGCGCAAACGCGUGCCCAUCAAUCGUUACAGAUCACACCGACACCGACAUCUGCCACCUCGUCCACGAUCGGUAGCACUGGAGCCUACAAACCAAAGGAACUGAACAACAAGAUCGUGCUUCACCUGCGUCCCUCCGUCAAUUCGCUCGAUAGUGGAAGCGAACUAUCCUCGCCGAAAGGAUCACCGGGCGCCUCCACCGAUGGGAAACCGGCCAGACAGAAGGCUUACUUGCAAAAAUCAGGUUCCGGCAAUGGGUGUGCUUCCACUGGUGCUGGGACCGGUGGUUCCGCGCGAUCACUGAAAACGUUGCCUCAAAUUAAUCAAAAAUUUCCCAGCUCCGAGGACGUCAACAAUAACGUCGGGCAGGUGAACCGUACCAGACCGAGUGAGGAUCUCGGGACGAUUGCUGGCGGUCUUUGGAACCAUCCGACAAAGAAGCCAACCAUCAUGCUGCGUACGAUCUCAAACAGUGGUUCGCAGACGCACCCGUCGAAGGCACCAAUGGCAGCACGAACUCGUGCGAAAUCGGUUGGAAAAUUGCAGACAAGUGUCGGUGCUGGCGGACGGCAUUCGAAGUCUCUAAUCUCGCCGCACCUAGCACCGAUGGAUGGGAUGGUGGUGAGGGUGCAGGAAACAUCCAACAAAUCGGUCGAAUUGCCCGGAGCAGUUGAGCCUAAGGAUCGACGUGUGGAAGAGAUUAACGUGUCUAGUAUUAUCCGACAAACCAGCACACCCAACGGCGGUAACCAUCGUUCCAUGUACGGGAAAAGUGGCCAAUAUCUAGCCGUCCCAGAAUACACCGAUCGGUACGAAGGCAUGGAGACGGCCGUCUCAGCAACGCUGAACGAUGAGGAGGAAGAUGAGUUUGAAGACAGUGAGCAGGAUGGAAACGGUAGCAGUGGAAAUGCUGACGAGCGGAAUGGAACAUCCCACGAUCCGGCAGGCAAUGGGAACGAUCCGCUGAAGGGUGUUGCGGGGGACGAUGGAAAGUUUCGAUGCGCACGGGACACGAACCUCGGUCGGGACCGGAACACCGCCCAGUUUUGGGACUUUGUCGAAAGGUGGCGCACGAAUCGCGCGCUCAAAAAGCUAGAAAGUGCCAACCAUGAACCGAGCGCACCUGUCAGCACGACGGUACUGAUCGGUUCGGACCGGGGCAAGUCGGAAACGAAAAGUCCAACACUUAGCUCACGGAUACGUGCCCUCAGGAUGAGUCUUGAACAGGUACCGACGGUGACGACACUGCUGCGUGCAUCCCGCGAUGCAAACGAGUAUCUGCUGAAGGAAGUGUUCCGAGACAUUCUGGAGAAUGGCAUCUCGAAGGAGAACCUCAAUUCUACUGAUCGCAGCGGAAGGACGGCCAUCUCGUACAUCUGCUCGACGAACUUAACCAACUUUUUGGAGCUGUUUUUACAACUGCCCGGCAUCGAUGUCAACAAACCGGACAACGAGGGUAACACACCGCUGCAUUUUGCAGCCCAGGCCGGUCUCUCGGACGUGGUGAACAUGCUCAUCACCAAAUGUCGCAGCCUGACCAUUGAUCCGAAGAACAACCUGGGCUUCACGCCACUGAUGAAGGCCGCCCUUCAGGGCAGGACACGGUGCGCUAAGCUGCUGCUCUUUGCUGGGGCAUCGCCAGUCGAAACCGAUACCGGACGAGGAUUUAGGGCGGAACAGUGGGCACGCUUUUGUGGCAGACACACCUGUGCGGAAACGAUAGAACAGUGCGCCCGGGCACGGCUGCUGGACAAAUCGACACCCUGCGGUAGAUGGUCGCACGACAUUAAUCUACCGGUGGACAAGAAUGCGCUCAAGGCACGCAGCUGCAGCAUCACGCCACAACCAACACAAAACGGUUUUCGCUCCAAGUUCCGCAAAGUAUUUCCGUUCAACUUCAACUCCUCGAAGGACACGAAGGCGGUCAGCAAGGAGGGCGAGGAAAACUACACGAAGGAACUGGUCAACUACCUUAAGUCGGCCACGCUGUGCGUGAGUGGGCCAGCGCUAUCGGCCAACCGGAAGAUCAUACAGAGCUUGAUUCGACCGCUGGAAGUGCCAAAACUUGAGGUAACCUAUGCGAACAAUAAUGCGCUCAUCAAAAAGUACGAAGCGUCGAUGGAAUCGAACGGAACAGCGGACCCCGUGCGACGUAAUUCGGUGGAUGGAAACAUCGGUGAUAGUCGGAACGCGACACCGACCCACUCUCCAACCCCAGUCAGGGCCAAGGUACGGAACUAA